Molecule: messenger RNA, 479 nt
Organism: Helianthus annuus (common sunflower)
Lineage: Eukaryota; Viridiplantae; Streptophyta; Magnoliopsida; Asterales; Asteraceae
Product: hexokinase-1-like
Exons: 2
Coding region: 114-389 (91 amino acids)
Biological process (GO): glucose 6-phosphate metabolic process; glycolytic process; intracellular glucose homeostasis
Cellular component (GO): mitochondrion; cytosol
Molecular function (GO): ATP binding; D-glucose binding; glucokinase activity
Source: RefSeq, a predicted model, not a curated record
AUCUCUCAUCACAAGACAAUUAUUAUUAUCAUAUCUGAAUUUUGUCGUUUCAAUCGUUCGUUUUUUUAUCGUUUUUAUUACUUCAAUUGUUGGUGUUUAGAUCAUUGAUUGUGAUGGGGAAGGUGACGGUUGCAGUGGCGGUGAUCGGAGGCGCAGCGACGUGUGCUACAGCGGCGUUGGUUGUGCGACACCGGAUGCAGAUAUCAAAACAAUGUGUGAAAUCCGCUGAUAUUCUCAAGGAAUUGGAGGAAAAAUGCGCGACUCCUACAUCGAAACUGAGGCAGAUUGCUGAUGCUAUGACGGCUGAGAUGCACGCUGGACUUGCUUCUGAAGGUGGUAGUAAGCUUAAGAUGCGUGUCAGCUACGUUGAUAAUCUUCCCACAGGGUAAUUGAUUGGUUUUUGUGGAGAUUUUUUUGAAAUUUGGUUAUUUUGUGGUGAUUUAAAGCCUUUUGAUUAUGAAUUAUGAUUUUGUUUGUGA